AUGUCGGCGACAACACCAACCCUCCCUGAUACUUUUUGGGAUAGACUGGCUACUAGGGAAGAUGACGAAGCCAGGAUCCGUUGGUACAUGUGCGUUAUUAUCAACCUGUCCUCCUUGAACUACCCCGAUGUCAUUCCCCAGGUCUACAAGCACCUGCACGACUACCUCCUGCAUGACAUGACCGAGGCUCAGCGAUUCAAUGCCGUACAGAUUAUCAGAGAAGGUCUGAUCAAAUCGACUGGCAUAGCCGGCGCAGCCAGAACAGGCAACGCGAUGCGGACACUGUCUCAAUGCGUGCCAGAGGAGUAUCGAGAGAAGAGCUCGAGACGGGCUAAUGAGACGCACGAGUUCGCAGUGGAACGCGGCCGCCAGUUCUGGACAAACAUAUACGCGAGAAAUCCAGCAUUCGACCCCGAGGCGUCCGUUAGGGCUAGCCCGGAUUAUGCCUUUGUCGUAAGAGAUGUUCUAUACGCUAGAGUCUUUUCAUACGACGGCGUAAUCGACCCCUUGACUACGGGACUAGCGAUGGUCUCGGCGCUGUAUGGCAUGGACUGUCCGAACCAGCUUCAGCAUCAUAUGAAGGGAUUCCUGUUCAAUGGAGGCACGCGGGAGGAGUUAAUUGCACUGCGUGAUUUGUGUCUUGGGAUUGCUGUAAUCCUAGGUGUCCAGUCGAGAUACGGGGAAUGUCCUAUUCCGUCAGUUGAGUCUGUCUAA
Molecule: messenger RNA, 714 nt
Organism: Clonostachys rhizophaga
Lineage: Eukaryota; Fungi; Ascomycota; Sordariomycetes; Hypocreales; Bionectriaceae
Source: the annotation of a GenBank genome assembly